CAUCAAUGUCAGUAAAAAAAAAAUAGACGGCCCUCGCUCGCGCGCCGAUUAGCGUUUCCAGUACAGUUCGUCAGAUAUUAUUUUGGUUUAAUUUUGAAUUUUAUACUGAUAUAACUACUUAAUUAUGUCUAAAAAUCUUGACAGAAGUUUGCAGUUACACUCAACACAGCAUACGCCAUUACGAAAUAAAAGAACAAGACAGUUGAUAUCGAGAGAAGAUACGUUUAAUUUGUCCCCGAUACUAAAUGAGACUUCAAUAUUUAAAAAUCUCAAUGAUACAAGCCUGAGACAAGUAUUGGAUGAGUCGUCGGUAUUAGUAAACACCGGAUAUGCCGGCGAUGGUUUGAACGAAGCGUUUUUUGAAGUAAUGCAAACGAGUCACCCAAGUGAUGUUCUGGAUACGUUAUUGAGGUUAAGUCAAGUGUGUUGUGACUCUUUGGAGUUAGUAGAGCCCUGGAACAGGUACAAUGUGCAUAACUACUGGCUGGCGGAGGAGGCCAACACAUGGAAGUUGCUGCAUUGUUUAUAUGCCGAUUCCAUUUCGUCUCAUCCAGAAUCUUUAGAAGAUAUGUUGAAAGAAACAACAUUAUCUCAGCAAGCACUUGUUGACGCCCUAUUCCAAUGUGAUUCGGAAGUGCGUCUACUUCAGUUGUUAGUAGAUUGGUUAGAAGCAACAGCUGCAUACCAGGAAGCUGCAACUAACACCUCUGCUCCUGUUAUUGGAAAUAAUGUACAUUGGAGCAACACACUGCAUGAGUUACUUAUUGGAAACAGCUUGUUUAACAAAGACAAAAAUAAGGCUAUGAUCACAUGCAUGGAUCCAGAUGCACCACGGCGCCAGAAAAAAACCGUUCAUUCCGAUGAUCAAAAGGAUGAUAAUGAUUUAUGUAAAAGAAUAUUUACUGAAGUCAGAUGUGGUAAGUUUAAAGAAGCUGUGUCUGUGUGUCUUAGUGCUGGACAAGCCUGGCGCGGAGCUGUUCUUCAGGGCUGGAUAUUGCUACACUACUUGCCAAGAGAAGAUCAAAAUGAAGCUAUAGAAAUGUCAGGGAAUCCUUCAAGGGACCUUUGGAAGUGGUGUGCUUUAGGCAUUGCCAAUAAUACAGCUGAAAAUGUGCAUUACAGGGCUAUAACUGGUAUUCUGAGUGGACAUCUAGAAAGUGCCAUUCCGGCCUGUCAGGGAAGUUGGGAAGAUUUGUUAUGGGCACAUUUAAGAGUGCAAAUUGAGGCAAGAGUGGACAGAUUUUUGCAUGAACACCAUUUAACAGUGGAUGCAAAUACUACUCCCACAGAUAUCUUGGAGCUGCUACAAUCGGAAUUAUCGAUUGAAGUGUUAUCUAUGCAGCAGAUUUUUAGUGCUGUCAAAUCUUUGAUGGAUGGCAAAAGAGAAUCACAUUAUCAGACAUGCCAACGUCAUUUAAUGCUGGGUCAUGUUAGGGCCAUAAUGACUGAUUCUUUACAGUGGAUAGAAAGUGCUGAAGAUAAAUUCAUAAGAUUCUUGGCACAUUUGAUAUUAGUACUUCGAAUGAUGGGAAAGGAUCCUAAUCAUGAUAUUGGAGAUACUGUUUUAGAGAAGUAUGUGUCGCAACUUAUUGAUAAGUUGUUGGAUGGCUCUGUAGAAUGCCCAGAACUGAUCGCUUAUUAUACAUCAACUGUUCCGGUAGAAAGGCAGAUAGUUCUUUUUGCAGAACUGAUGGAUCAUAUUCACAAGAGUGAAUAUCGAGAGGGAGUUGUAAAAGCUGGUGUGAGUGCUGGCAUAGAUGUUGCUGCAUCUGCUAGAGUAGCCAUAAAGAAGGCCAUUACUGAUAUCCAACAAGACUACUGGAAUUUGGACACAACCUUUACCCAAACAGCUGCAAUUGAAAAAGACAAAACAUUGACAGGUAAAGUUAUAUCAUCACUUGAAUGGAUGGCUCUGAUUGCUAACCAAAAACAAGAAGCUCUAUGGCUUAGCAAUGCAAUGAUUCGUACUUUUAUAUUCAUAGGACACUCAGAGGCAGCUUUGUCUUGUGUUGCCAAGGUGAACCAGCUUUUUCCCAAUUUCAUUGACAAUUUAGACAAUAAAUCGGCAGAAUUGAGGGAACAUCUUGCACUAAAAUCAUAUUUGGAAGCACUGGAGGGUUUUGCCACGUGGUACAGGCAUUUUAUAAGUGGACAACCUAAAGAUGUGGAGCCUUUACCAUCAGAUGCGUCAUUUUCUGAUAAAGUUCAUCAUGAGCAAAGAUGUGCCCAGGUGGAACAACAGAAAGCUCACUGGAAGAAUGCAGUAUCGCAUCAAUCCAGACAUACUAAAAAUCUUCUCUACAAUGUGCUUUUAUUCCCUGGAGGAUGGCUUCAAGAUGAGAAUGACAGCAUUACAUCUCAAAACUUUACUGAAGAAGAAAAACAAGAGAGAUCUAAACAAUUGGAAACAUUGAGGCGUUUGUGCAUUCCUGAAGUGGUAUUACUCAUACUGAAGAUUUUGCAGAGUGGGGAUGAGGUUGAGGACCACAAAGAAGCAGUUAAGUUAAGCAAUUUGAUUGCUGCAGAAAACAGAUGCCUUUACAAAGUAUUCACCAAGUCUAAACUGAUAGAAUUUCUGGAAAGGAUCAAGGAAUCUUCUUUGUUACUAUUAGAGAAGGAUAAGGAUAUUUUUGGUUAUGAAAUAACUGAUGAAUAAAGCUUUUUUUUUUAAAUAAAUAUUUGUACCUAUGUAAUAA
This is a messenger RNA of Plodia interpunctella (Indianmeal moth), 2696 nucleotides long. It is a transcript of the gene Nup107, whose product is annotated as Nucleoporin 107kD. NCBI's taxonomy places the organism in Eukaryota, Metazoa, Arthropoda, Insecta, Lepidoptera, Pyralidae. The record is from RefSeq and is a predicted model, not a curated record. Gene Ontology annotation, biological process: mRNA export from nucleus; post-transcriptional tethering of RNA polymerase II gene DNA at nuclear periphery; protein import into nucleus. Gene Ontology annotation, cellular component: nuclear pore outer ring; nuclear pore. Gene Ontology annotation, molecular function: structural constituent of nuclear pore. The transcript has a single exon. The coding region runs from base 125 to 2656 and encodes 843 amino acids.